Molecule: messenger RNA, 1680 nt
Organism: Dioszegia hungarica
Lineage: Eukaryota; Fungi; Basidiomycota; Tremellomycetes; Tremellales; Bulleribasidiaceae
Product: putative zinc-finger protein zpr1
Exons: 4
Coding region: 1-1680 (559 amino acids)
Cellular component (GO): cytoplasm; nucleus
Molecular function (GO): zinc ion binding
Source: RefSeq, a predicted model, not a curated record
AUGUCGGAACAGAAAGAGAACCUCUUCCCCACGAUGGGCGAGAUCGCCACCCGCACCGACGCGUUGCGGGACGUGGAGGACAAUGAUGCGAGGUUGGAUGAGCAGCAGGGCGCUUUGGUAGAUCAGGAAGAGGGCGAAGAGCGGGGGAUGCAGGAGAUGGACAGUCUAUGCAUGAGGUGCCACGACCAGGGGGUGACACGGCUGCUCCUGACGACAAUCCCGUACUUCAAGGAAAUCGUGGUCUCUUCGUUCCGGUGCGAUCACUGCGGGCACAGAGACACUGAGAUACAGAGUGCUGGAGAGAUCCAGGAGAAGGGAGUCACCUACACUGUCCACCUCCGGAAUCGAGCCGACCUCGAUCGUCAGAUUGUCAAAUCCAACUUCGCCUCGGUCCUCAUUCCGGACGUUCAACUCACCAUUCCCCCAGGACGAGGCCAACUCACCACCGUGGAAGGCAUGAUUCGGGACACUAUCCGGGAUCUCAACAUCUCGCAGCCUGUCCGGCGGGUGAUGGACCCAGAUACGGCGACCAAGAUCGACGAGAUGCUGGCGAAGCUGCGGGAGUACAUCGGGCUGGAGGAGGGCGAGGAGGAUGAAGACGGAGGAGUAGGGAUGGAUGACGAUGACGAGCCGCGGGCCAAGCGCUCGGUAGAGGAGCGGGAAAAGGCACUCGCCGAGACCCCCUUCAUCCCCUUCUCGAUGACCAUCGAGGACAUCUCCGGAAACUCCUUCUUCCAGUUCCUCGGCAGCGCCUCGGAUCCCCAGUGGAAUAUGCGGCCAUACAACCGGACAUUCGACCAGAACGUCACGCUCGGCCUGGUGGCGCGUCCAGAGGAGAUGUCGGAUGAGAAGACGGAAGGCGGACCGGUUAUUGCGGAGGACCACAAAUUGCGGAGCAAGGAGGAGUUUGAAUCCCGUCUGACGGGAACGGGACCGGAGAAUAUGGUCAAGCGGGACGAUGGGACGGUCGUGCCGGACGAGGUGUUCUCGUUCCCCUCCACGUGCUCGAGUUGCGGGCACGAGCUCGAGACUUUGAUGCAGCAAGUGGUCAUCCCAUACUUCAAAAAUAUCAUCAUCAUGGCUACCAACUGCUACGCCUGCGGGUACAGAGAUAACGAGAUCAAAUCCGGCGGCGCCAUUUCGGACAAGGGUAAGAAGAUCACCCUCAAGGUAGAGGACGAGGAAGAUCUCUCCCGUGAUCUUCUGAAAUCCGAUACCGCCGGUCUCGAGAUUCCCGAGAUCGACCUGGUCCUCCAGCCCGGAACGCUCGGCGGGCGGUUCACGACGCUCGAAGGUCUUCUCAACGAGAUCUACAAUGAGCUGUCGACCAAGGUCUUCCGAACGGGCGACUCUACCACCUCGGGCGCGGGACAAGGCGGUAAAGGAGCAGCAGCCGGGAGCGAGGACCGCAAAUUCGGAGACUUCCUCUCGGGUCUGAAGGAGUGUAUGGCGGCUACACGCCCAUUCACCCUCAUCAUCGACGACCCGGUCAGCAACUCGUAUCUCCAAAACUUGUUUGCGCCGGACAAGGACCCCAAUAUGGAGAUUGAGGAGUAUGAGCGGACGUUUGAGCAGAAUGAGGAUCUGGGAUUCAACGAUAUGGUGCUCGAGGGGUAUGAGCAGGGGGAGGCUGAUGCGGCGGCGAAGGCGGCAGAGGACAAGGAAGCGAUUGCAGAGUAG